Messenger RNA from Dendroctonus ponderosae (mountain pine beetle), 4327 nucleotides. It is a transcript of the gene DNAlig3, whose product is annotated as DNA ligase 3. The record is from RefSeq and is a predicted model, not a curated record. Gene Ontology annotation, molecular function: ATP binding; DNA ligase (ATP) activity; zinc ion binding. Gene Ontology annotation, cellular component: DNA ligase III-XRCC1 complex. Gene Ontology annotation, biological process: DNA recombination; mitochondrial DNA repair; lagging strand elongation. Bases 954 to 3794 code for a protein of 946 amino acids. The transcript has 8 exons. Lineage: Eukaryota; Metazoa; Arthropoda; Insecta; Coleoptera; Curculionidae.
UUUUUUUUUUAAUUCGUCUUUAAGGAUAAAGAUGCAUUUCUAUGCACAUAAUAUAUGCUGUUAGAAUUUUCAUCCUACUACUGAUAUAAUUAAAGAUUUUACAUCAAACGUAAUGACAAAUUAAGAACGAAAUACUGAUAGUAAAGUCAAAGCGAUUGACUUAGAGCAUGGACAAGAAGAAACUGAAAUGUUACACCUACUUCGAGAAUUUGAUGUUAAUGAUGUUGAUGCUAGUUGAUGUAAAGCAUGUGGGUAGUGUUGACUAUUUAUUUGAAACAUGCGCCUUUUGCUAGAAAACUUUUGUUUCGCAGAUAAGACAAAAGGGUAGCCAGAUACUUAAUAGAAAUGCUUUAAUUGAUGUGAGCGACAGGGAUCAGCGACAGGUGGGUGGUUUAGGGUGUGCGAUAUAUAUUUCACUUAAAAGUCCAAGUUUGUCAUGGUAAAUAAUCGCACAAAUUUAAAGUGUAAUGCUGUACCAUCUGAAUUUGUCAUAAAAUUAUUUUGAGAACAAUAGUCAUAUUUUUAUCAGCUAUGUAGGCGUUUACAAAGCUGUUUUACCCAAAUUUGGUAAGUAGUUAGCUGAAAGCCCAAGGCCCAGAUGGCUUGAAUGUACCCAUUUAGUAUCAUUUGGGUGCUUAAAAUUGAUAUAAAAUGUCAAAAAAUCAGUUGGUUUAAAUGGCACGUGCUAACUUUUUGGUUCUGUUUGAAAAUCUCACAGGUACCAACAAAAAUAGUAGGUGCCAUAAAAAAACUAAUUUUAUGGCAUUUUCAACUUGAAUAACAUUUGAAUUUGGCGGUUUAAUCACCAGGCCGCGUCACUGAAAGCGAAAACUAAAUAGUUUGAUAAUCUGUGGUCAGAGAGCUGUGGGGUUUGGCGCCCACGUAAAUGUUGGGGCUACUGCUAUCCGGCCAUCAGCUGAUGAAAACAAGCAACUAGACUUGGAUUCUAACCUAUGAAAUAUUCCGAGCUCGCAGCACAAUUAAAAUUAUUUUUAAGCCAGUUUAGGCUUCAUAUUUCACUUAGUUGUUUUGCAGAUAUCUCACGAAAAAUGUCUGAUAAUGAACAAGAAGAAAGAAUAUUUGAACUUGAAUUGGCGAAAAAUGGUAGAGCCGGCUGCAAGAAGUGCAAACAGAAAUGCCUGCAAGGUGUCUUGAGAAUUGCCAAAAUAACUGCAAACCCCUUUGGCGAGGGAAAGAUGAAAAAUUGGCACCACAUAAAUUGCCUUUUCGAAAUUUUCAAGAAGCAGAGGUCUACUACAAAGCGCAUAGAAAAUGAAGAUGACAUCAUUGGAUUCAAUGCCAUCUCCUCUGAUGAGCAGAAUUCCAUUCGAGACCAGAUACAGCAGCUAAAUCAAUUUUUCGGAGUGCCCAAAAAAACGCAUUCAAAAAAGGUUACACAGGCUUCCUCGAAGGCAGCCUCUAGUAAGUCAGUAUUAAGUGGCGUUAAUGUUGUGAGUGAUUCAACAACAGAUGAUUUAUUUAAAACUUUUCAAAAAAUUGUCAAGGAAGUCGCGAAUCAUCCGAGCUAUUUAGACAAAACUAGAAUUAUAAAAAACUUUUUUGAGAAAGGUACCAGUGGUGAAGGAUUCAAAGGGGAUGUAGAAGUGUGGUGCAGACUUCUGCUUCCAGCCAGUGUUAAACGGAUCUACAAUCUACAGAGCAGGCAGCUUGUUAAAGUCUUUAGCAGGAUAUUUCUGGAAGACCAUGAAGAAAUGUUGGAGCAUCUGGAACAGGGCGACAUUGGUGGGACCAUAAGUCAUUUUUACCAGAAAAGCCAAAAAUACAGUCCAUUACCUACAGGGUCUACAUUUACUGUUCAAAAAGUGGAUGCUUUUUUGGAAAAGCUCUCGAAACUAACCAAAGAAGAAGAUCAGAUCGGACAUUUUUCAAAUAUUCUGAAACAUUUGACUGCGGAUGAUCUGAAAACGAUAAUCAGAUUAAUCAAGCACGAUUUGAGGAUGGGAGCUGGUGCAAAGCACAUUUUGGAAGGAAUCCAUCCAGAUGCAUAUAGCGUUUAUAAGGCGUCGAAAGACUUGGAUGGUGUGGUAGAAAGAUGUUUCGGAAAUAAAAAAGUCCAGAGUGCAGAGAUCAAAAUUUUAACACCAGUAUUUCCAAUGUUGGCAGAGGCUUGCAAAUCUGUGGAACAUGCCAUGAAGAAAUGUCCUAAUGGAAUGUUUUCGGAGAUUAAAUAUGACGGCGAAAGAGUUCAGGUUCACAAACAUGGCAACGAGUUCAAAUAUUUUUCACGGUCUCUCAAACCAGUAAUGCCGCACAAAGUAGCCCAUUUUAAAGAAUACAUUCCAAAAGCGUUUCCACAUGCCAAAGAUCUGAUUUUAGACACGGAAAUUCUAAUGAUGGAUACCAAGACUGGAAAACCUCUACCCUUUGGAACGUUGGGGGUGCACAAAAAAGCCCAAUUUCAAGAUGCAAAUGUUUGCCUUUUUGUUUUUGAUUGUAUUUAUUAUAAUGGGGAAAGUCUGAUGCAGAAGCCCUUGAAGGAACGUAAAAACAUCCUGCAUACAACGAUGAAAGAAGUGCCUAAUCGAAUCGUUUUCUCUGAAAUGCAAGAAAUUGAUGAACCUGGAAAACUGGCUAAGAUGAUCGCCAAAGUUUUGAAAUUGGGUUUAGAGGGUUUGGUUUUAAAAGACACAAUGAGUAUUUACGAACCCGGAAAACGCCUUUGGCUCAAAGUGAAAAAAGAUUAUUUGUUUGAUGGAGCCAUGGCGGACAGUGCGGAUUUGAUAGUGCUAGGUGCUUGGUACGGUAGUGGACAAAAAGGAGGUAUGAUGUCUGUGUUUCUCAUGGGAUGUUACAACACCGAAACAAAAGCGUUUUGUACGGUCACUAAAGUGCACACAGGUCAUGAUGAUAAAACAUUAGAGCGACUGCAAAGCGAGCUCAAGAUGGAAAAAAUAAGCGGCAAUCCUGGUAAAGUGCCAAGAUGGCUUAAUUGUACCAGAACUAUGGUGCCGGAUUUUGUUGCUCGAGAUCCCAAAAAACAACCAGUUUGGGAAAUUACUGGUGCUGAAUUUACACAACAACAUGACGUUCAUACGGCUGAUGGCAUUUCGAUUCGGUUCCCUCGAGUAACAAAAAUACGAACCGAUAAAACGUGGGAGACGGCAACGAAUGUAGCAGAGUUAAAAACUUUGUUUAAAAACUCCAAAGAAAACACCGACGUCAGUCUUCUUUUGAAAGAAUAUAACGACGAAACCUGUACUGACGAUCACUCUAUAUCAUCUGAAAAUGUUGAUACAACUAAUAGUUCCCCCAAGAAACGAAAGUUGUUGGACGAAUCUUGCGGUGCGUCGGGUAGUGUUGCGGCUUCAUCUAAUUCACCAAAAAAAAUUAAGGAAGAACCGCAUGCUAUCGAUAAGUUGAAGCAGAAAAAUGCCCAUAGCAAACAAAUACCAAAGACAACUAAGACCAAAGAGGAGUUUGAUGGAACAAUCGUGAAAUUGGAAAAACCUUUACCAAUAUUAUUUGAAGCCAUCAAAGCUCUAUUCAUUAAUUCUGACCAUCCGGAAAUUGAGAGGUAUUUUUUUGCUUACGGUGGGGAAAUUCUCAAACCAGAGAAGGCAGAAGAAGCAACUCAUAUAUUUCACUCUAGUAAUAAAAUCAAGGAAGUGAACGAAAUGUGGCCAAAAAAUUCUAAACAUUUACAAAUAAAAUGGGUGGUGGAUUGUGUAAACAACCAGAAUUUAGUGCCGAUGGAAAGUUAUAUGGUUAAAUGGAAACCGACAUAUAAUAAUAUUCAGGCGAUGAAACACAAUGAACUAUUUCAUAGGUUGUAGCAGUGUUAUGCAUAUAGCAUAGAAUGUAAUUAUAAAAUUAGGUCAAUUUUCCAGUUUUGUCUAAAUUCAAGACGCCUUUGGUUCGAAAAUAAUUUUAAUGAAAAUUAUAACUACCUAAUCUCCGUGAUUUUUAAAUUUAAAUAUUUUUUUAAAACUAAGAUGAUUUAAAAGUAGAUGAUCCGUUCAGUUCCAUUUACAAAUUUCAUGAAUUUGCUCUAUUAAUACCGUGAUUUUACGAGUUAGGUGCAGAAACAGAAAAUUAUAUUUUAUGUCAGUAUUUAAACUGAGUUUUGAAACUGUUUCGAUUUUUUAAUUUCUGCCCUUAAUCAAAUCAGGAGCAGGUAAUAAGACUGUUCUGGUAACAUAUCCAUCUAAUGCUCUACUGUUCUGAUCCACAAGUGGAAAUAAUACUUUUAUGCUUAACGCCUUCACAACAAAAUCAAUAUUUAUGUAAACACUCUCAUUCUCUAAAAUUAAUAUACCGUUUCUGUUUACCGCGUGUAUUUAUGUAAAUAAACUUUUCUUUUCUUGAA